UGCGCGUGAAGAGCAUCCCCCGGGGUAGGGUGGGGGUCUCGAGCUGCCUGGCCCCGCGCGGGGCUCCUCCGUUCAUGGCCGCGCUUCUGACUGAGGCCGCCGGUGGGAGAGGAGAGGUGCUCGCGCUUCUCCGGGCGCCUCUCUGUGGUUUCAUUGGAAGUCAGUCAGUCCCUCCCUCCCUCACCGGCUUCCUUCGUCGGUGUGUUCAGACGACCAUUUUAAGCCGCACAUGUUGCCUGCUGCGGAAGUGUGGGGAAAGGAUUUCUUGCAAGAGCACAUGCAGGACAUGGCUGAGCAGGAUGUGGAGAAUGAGUUGUUGGAUUAUGAGGAGGAUGAAGAGCCGCAGGCAGUGACUGACGCAGCCCCAGUCCCUGCUAAAAAAGAUGUGAAGGGCUCCUAUGUCUCCAUCCACAGUUCUGGCUUCCGAGACUUCCUGCUGAAGCCAGAGCUACUUCGUGCCAUUGUGGAUUGCGGCUUUGAGCACCCAUCAGAAGUGCAGCAUGAGUGCAUUCCACAGGCUAUCCUAGGCAUGGAUGUGCUAUGCCAAGCCAAGUCAGGCAUGGGGAAGACGGCUGUCUUUGUACUGGCCACGCUGCAGCAGAUUGAGCCAUUGGAUGGGCAGGUGUCAGUGCUGGUGAUGUGUCACACUCGGGAGCUGGCUUUCCAGAUCAGUAAAGAGUAUGAGCGCUUCUCUAAAUAUAUGCCCACUGUCAAGGUAGCUGUCUUCUUUGGGGGCCUUUCCAUCAAGAAGGAUGAAGACUUGCUGAAGAAGAACUGUCCACAUAUUGUGGUGGGGACCCCAGGCCGUAUCCUUGCUCUGGUGCGCAACAAGACCCUCAACCUGCGCAAUGUCAAGCAUUUUGUGUUGGAUGAGUGUGACAAGAUGCUGGAGCAGUUGGACAUGCGCCGUGAUGUCCAGGAGAUCUUUCGACUGACACCCCACGAGAAGCAGUGCAUGAUGUUUAGUGCUACCCUGAGCAAGGAGAUCCGACCUGUCUGCAGGAAGUUCAUGCAGGAUCCCAUGGAAGUGUUUGUGGAUGAUGAGACCAAGCUGACUUUGCAUGGCCUGCAGCAAUACUAUGUGAAACUGAAGGACACAGAGAAAAACCGCAAGCUCUUUGACCUUCUGGAUGUACUGGAGUUCAAUCAGGUUGUGAUAUUUGUGAAGUCAGUGCAGCGUUGUAUGGCGUUGGCUCAGCUGCUGGUUGAGCAGAACUUCCCAGCCAUUGCUAUUCACAGGGGAAUGUCCCAGGAGGAGAGACUCUCUCGGUACCAGCAGUUCAAAGACUUCCAGCGCCGGAUUUUGGUGGCUACUAAUCUGUUUGGCCGUGGGAUGGACAUAGAGCGGGUCAACAUAGUCUUUAACUAUGAUAUGCCUGAGGAUUCUGAUACCUACCUGCACAGGGUGGCCCGAGCUGGGCGUUUUGGUACAAAAGGUUUGGCCAUUACCUUUGUGUCAGAUGAAGGUGAUGCCAAAAUCCUCAAUGAAGUGCAGGAUCGCUUUGAGGUUAAUGUGGCGGAGCUUCCUGAAGAGAUCGACAUCUCCUCAUAUAUUGAGCAAAGCCGGUAGCAUGUGCUGAAGAAUCCUUCCUGUCUAGCCUAGCAUGGAAGCCGUGGCCCAGCAUACCCACAGCUUUUACUCCUGGUGAAACCUGAUGAAUACUUGCUUUUUAAAAACAAAACACUGUUAAACCUGUGAGGGCUUUUGGUAUUAAAAGGAAUAUCUUACAAAUUGUCCGGGUGGUAUCUUUGUCCCAGCUCCAGCUUGGUGCUUUUAAAAAUUAGAUGUUUCUAUUUUCUGUAUAGUAAGCCCAUGUGGCUGAGUUACAUAAUAAAUGAUUUUUUAAAAAUA
Hemicordylus capensis (graceful crag lizard) is the source of this 1852-nucleotide messenger RNA. It is a transcript of the gene DDX39A, whose product is annotated as DExD-box helicase 39A. The transcript is spliced from 11 exons. Lineage: Eukaryota; Metazoa; Chordata; Lepidosauria; Squamata; Cordylidae. Gene Ontology annotation, biological process: mRNA export from nucleus; mRNA splicing, via spliceosome. The record is from RefSeq and is a predicted model, not a curated record. Bases 230 to 1570 code for a protein of 446 amino acids. Gene Ontology annotation, molecular function: ATP binding; RNA binding; RNA helicase activity.